Lates calcarifer (barramundi perch) is the source of this 3756-nucleotide messenger RNA. RefSeq names its product GATA binding protein 4 (gene gata4). Gene Ontology annotation, cellular component: nucleus. NCBI's taxonomy places the organism in Eukaryota, Metazoa, Chordata, Actinopteri, Centropomidae. The transcript has 6 exons. Gene Ontology annotation, molecular function: zinc ion binding; DNA-binding transcription factor activity, RNA polymerase II-specific; RNA polymerase II cis-regulatory region sequence-specific DNA binding. The record is from RefSeq and is a predicted model, not a curated record. Gene Ontology annotation, biological process: cell fate commitment; positive regulation of transcription by RNA polymerase II; negative regulation of transcription by RNA polymerase II. Bases 391 to 1569 code for a protein of 392 amino acids.
GUAAAAUGUAAUUUGGUUGGUUUGGUUUGAUUGGUCGAAUUUUUGUAAAAUUAUCAGGUUCCAUUGAAAUUUGAAACAUCUAAGCAAUUCUUUGUGGUAGAGAGAGAGAGAGAGAGAGAGAGAGAGAGAUGAUAACAGCUGGAUCUUGAUCACAAGGUAUAGUCUCUCACUCCUCCUCCUGUCUCAUGUCUCUUCCCUCACUUUAUUCUUAAUUUUCUGAAUGUUGGGGAGGGUUCUACUUGACUUAACAGCAGAUCUGAUUUUAAUAAGGACCAGAGGGCUUAGUGGAUUGUUUUUUUCGCAUUAAUAUCCAGUAAUCUUCUGCGUAACUGCAUCCAUACUGUCAUUGUCCCUUCUAUCAACACGGAUGUCCACUUUCAAGGAGAGGAUAUGUACCAGGGCAUAAUGACAACCAACCACGGACCCCCCUCCUAUGAGGCCGGAUUUCUGCACAACGCCUCGGCGGGCACCUCUCCUGUUUAUGUGCCCACCACCCGGGUCGUCACCCCGAUGAUCCCGGCGCUGCCGUACCUCCAGACUCCCGGCGCGUCGCAGCAAAGCAACCCCGCGUCGAGCCACUCUGCCUGGGCGCAGCCGGGCGCAGACUCGGUGCCCUCGUACAACCACUCCCCGGUGUCUCCGCGUUUCACCUUCUCCACCAGCCCGCCUCUGGCCUCCGGCGUGGCCACGGCCCGGGAGACGGCAGGCUCCUACACCAGCCCGCUAAACAUUUCUGCAAACGGGAGGGAGCACUACGGCGCCCGGGGCCUCAGCGGCUCGUACCACAGCCCUUACCCCGCCUACAUGAGCCCCAACGUGGGUGGGACGUGGCCGGCGUCUCCCUUCGAUAGCCCGGUCCUUCACGGUCUCCAAACCGGUGCUCCUCCGGGCACGACACGACACCCAAACAUAGAUUUGUUCGAUGACUUCGCUGAGGGGCGAGAAUGCGUGAACUGCGGGGCGAUGUCGACCCCCCUCUGGAGACGGGAUGGUACUGGCCACUACCUGUGCAACGCCUGCGGGCUGUACCACAAGAUGAAUGGCAUCAAUAGACCUCUAAUCAAGCCCCAGAGACGACUGUCUGCCUCAAGGAGGGUGGGCCUGUCCUGCACCAACUGUCACACCACCACCACCACCUUGUGGCGACGAAACGCAGAGGGGGAGCCGGUCUGCAACGCCUGCGGCCUCUACAUGAAACUCCACGGGGUACCCCGACCAUUGGCUAUGAAGAAAGAGGGGAUCCAGACCCGCAAACGCAAACCCAAGAACCUCAACAAGUCCCAGACUGGGACUCAAGGCAGUGAGGGGACUCCAGUCACACCCAGCAGCACUCCCCGCGCCCCCACUACCACCACCACUACCACCACCACCGAUGAGCUUCGUCAGAUUAAGACAGAGCCAGAGAAUCACAGCUUGUACACACACCACAGCGCACACACACAGAUUUCAGCCUUGCCAGCCUACAUGGCAGCUCAAGGCGGGGCCAUUCCUCUCAAGAUGUCGCCUGGGGGCCACGGUGGGUCUUCCGGCUCCAAAGCUGAGCCCUGGAACAACCUAAUCCUGGCUUAGAGGACCCAUAUGACCCAGCAUCUCAAACCAACUCAUCUACAACGAUUAAACUCUCCCAACGGACUAGAAUCUCGGGGGAAAGCGGGCUGCUGCUCUGGGCGCAGAUGAUCCCGCACAGCCUUCCCCCACACCGUACAUACAGUGCCUUCAAUACAAAGACCUGGGACAGAAAUAUGGGAGCCACAACGGAAAUGGAGAUCUCAGACAUUACUGCACAGAUACUGUGUGUAAAAUCACAGCAAUCAAGGACUGAAGGGAGUUUGUGUUAGACGAUCGUCAAAGAGCAGCUCGGUGCUUAGAUCCACACAACAACUUUUAAUAGAAAAAAUUGCAGCUGUGAUAGAGAAUAGCUUUUUUUGUCACCCUCACCUGUUGCGCCAUGCCAGUGCUCGACUAAAACUGUAACAUAAGCCAGGGACAGAUGACAGUAUUGGUCAGACUUAAACUCCCUGUGUUAUUUUUAUUUCAAUAUAUUUGUCUUUUCUUCAUUGUAAUGAUUUACAUAUUAUUAUGGACAACUUGCCAAAGAAACGAUAGACAUAGAAAACAUGUAAAGAAUCACAGCAGGGUAUUUUCAAGUCAAAGACUGCACCACGGGGCUGUCGUAGUGUAGAGUACUUAAAAGGUCAGUUCACAUACAUAAGAAAAGUAACAACCAUAUACUUUUGCGCUUACCACAGUGGUAUCUACAUUUGUAAAUGAUGUUUGAAAAACUCAGUAGCAAUGUCGCAGGACAAAAUAUGUGCUGGUCACAGACCAUGGCGUAGUCAGUUUUCAGUGUUUUGUAUGGGACUCCCUGUGAUUUAUCCACAGGAACUGGUACAUUUGUUUAUGGUGAAGCACGUUGCUAAUGAGUUCUUCAAAUGUAGGAUUUUAAUCAUAUGAGCACCUCAGUUGUAAUGGGGUGGCAGCAGAAGUCUUAGCAGUUUAUAUCUCCACACCAAGAAAACACAAACACUCAAUGUGGCUGGAUAUUGCUGGAGGUAAAUAAGAGUUUUUUUCUGUGCGGUUUGGUUGAACUGAUCAUUUAAACAUAAUCAGAUACAGUCAGGUACAGUUACCUGUUCUUACUACCUAUUACAGUGCAUCUGAUUAAUUAUACAAAGACAAAUCAUAAUUAUUCUUAAAACUUUACUGUAAAAUAGAGAACUGCUCCUGACAUCCAUCACUCCUCAACACCAGUGAUAACGCCCUAAUCCUAACCCUUUAAAAACAACAACAACAACAACAACAAAAACAUGAUCUCCUACACAGUGCAAUAGGAACUGCUCCCUGGUGACCUGGUAUUUCUGGAUUAGUUUCACUGUGUCUUUGUCCUUUUAGAUUUAAAUUAUAUAUAUGUAUAUAUAAAAGUCAGUAUUGACAAAUCUAUUAAAAAACACAUGAUAAACUACCUAUGCAGCAGCAAUGGUGCACAUGACCAACACUGUAUGAUGUGGAUGGAUUUACCGUCACAUAGCUCCCCCCACUGAAACAAGUACAGACGUGCAUCCACAAGGAGAGCUUCCUUAACACUUCAGGGCCUUUCCAAAACUAAUCCUGCUACUAUUUAUUACUAAAGGCACCAUCCCAAACCACAUUGUCAUCUAAUUAUCAUCUAUUAUGUAUGGAGGUUGUUUAACAAACUGUAUGAAGGAGUACUGUAUCAAAACUGUACAGUAUGUUAGUGAUACUGCUUUAAUUUGCUUGUGACAAGCACAGAGGUAACGUGUGUAAAUGUGGGAUACUGCCACAUGUAAUUACCAAAAUAUUAACUAUAUGAGCAUAUAGGUUAAAAAAAAAAAAAACUCCACUCCAAUAUAAUUGUGUAAUACACCAUUUGUGAUAUAUUGUAAGUAAAGACACAGUGAGAGAUGGAUGUGUAUUUCUCAGUGUGCACUAACACUACCUGAUGCCCUUCCUCUGUGUGCAACUGUAGCUCUACUGAGGAACCUAAUAAAGACAAAGCAUUUUGACAUAAUGCAAAUGGCAUGUAUGAUGUCAACAUCUGGUGUUGUUCAUUCUGCGGCAAUGCAUGCCAAAGAUUUGUAGGAUAAUUAGUCAUUAACUCACUUCCUCAUGAUGUCUAAGUGUUUAGUUAUCUAACAACUUGCAGGUUUUUUGACUUCUUCUGGAAACUGUAUCCUUCCGAUUUCUAAGUAUUUGUUUGUGAACUUGGCAAUAUCUUUGAUAAAAAGCUGGACAGCA